AUGUCAACUUCAACGGCAACCGAAACUACUACCCAGCAGAAGGUAGUCGUUUCCACUGCAGACUACAGUAACAUGAAUGUGAAGCCUGCGGUCGAGGAUACCAUUUUCCAAGCAACUGCCCGUGGCGACCGUAAUGGAACGCUUAAAUUACCAGGAAUUCCAGUAUUCACAGACCUCUACGAGAAACGUAAAUGGAUGAAAGAGCACAUGGCGGCCGCGUUCCGUUUCUUCGGAAAGCAUGGACACGGCGAAGAUCCUGUUUUGAAAGACCAUUUCUGGAUGAACCCCUACGCCAAACAUUUCUCUGCCAUGAAAGCCUCCGAUCUCGUCCUUGUCGACCAAGAUGGCUAUGUGACCGAAGGAGGCAAUCAGGCCUUCAUCAACGAGGCUGGAUUCAUGAUCCAUUCAGAAAUCCAUAAGGCCAGACCGGACGUUGUUGCUGCUGCGCAUACGCACGGGGUUUAUGGAAAGACGUGGAGCGCAUUUGGGAAGGGAAUCGAGAUGAUCACCCAAGACGCGUGUAACUUCUAUGGUAGACUAGGUGUCUAUAUUGACCAUGGUGGAAUUGCAUUGGCUCAGGAAGAGGGGCAGCAGAUUGCGAAGGCUUUAGGGCAGGACAACAUGGCAUGCAUUUUGCAAAACCAUGGGUAUCGCCUGCUUCUGGUCCCCGUUUUGUUGUACAAUUCAGCUGACGAUGUACGCAGUUUGUUAACCGUAGGUCGAACAGUAGAUGAAGCAGCCUUCCUUCUUUCCAGUUUGGACCACGCGUGUCAUUCGCAGCUGAUGGCUGAAGCAGCCGCUGCCAAUGGGGUACCGAAGAAGGUCAUCAAUGAUGAAGUGGCUCAGUAUACGGCCAAUGCGGUACAGACUCCGCAUCAUUUUUAUACUGAAUUCCAACCUGAGUUCGACCUCAUUGUGGAGGAGACCAAUGGGCGGGUUCUUCUGUGA
Messenger RNA from Aspergillus nomiae NRRL 13137, 948 nucleotides. Its product is annotated as class II aldolase/adducin domain protein. Bases 1 to 948 code for a protein of 315 amino acids. Gene Ontology annotation, cellular component: cytoskeleton. The transcript is spliced from 4 exons. The record is from RefSeq and is a predicted model, not a curated record. Gene Ontology annotation, molecular function: actin filament binding. NCBI's taxonomy places the organism in Eukaryota, Fungi, Ascomycota, Eurotiomycetes, Eurotiales, Aspergillaceae.